AUGGCCCGCCUCGCGCCGGCCUUGCAUACUGGUGUUUUGCACCGAGCGUUGGAGCAGCCGUCCAGCACAUCAUUCCCUGUACCGAAUGCAGCUUCCCAGCGACAGAUCCUGCCUGGGGCGUCGUUCGCUCUUUGCGGACUGCUUCCAUUGCUGUCCGCUGUUCGGGCAACAGAAGUUCGAGGGCAACAGCAACUGCGAACGGGAGGCCGUGCCACUGUGCUGCAGGCCCGGCGAGCAGAGGUCGAGCUGUUGGUGGACGCAGACCAACACAGCAUCCAAGAAAUCCGGGCAGGAAUUGACAUGCUGAGAUGCAUGGAAAAUGACUACAGCUCUAUCAGGACAACCAUCUUUGCAGCACCUCGACGCCGUGAGAACAAGGCUUGGCAGCGAUUGUUCAGUGAACCGGGCAUCCAUUUUCGUCCUGUCAAGCGGCGACGGGCGAGGGAUGGGGCCGAAGCUAACGACGAUGUAAUCGUUGCUGAGAUUCGGCGGCUUGCUGGGACCGUCAAAUGUGUGGCACUCAUGGCUGUGGACAAGGGUUUUGGUAGCGUUUUGACUGAACUGAUGGAUGGUGGGCAGCAAGUCUUGGUUCUAGCGUCUUUCGCAAGAACAGAAAAGUGGUCGUACGAGAAACUUGGCAUUCGAGUAAUAGAGCUGCCUCGAGUUGAAGCUGGAAAGACAGGGUCGAAGGUGCGAGCUAUUUUGCACGAGGAUGGCAAUGGAAGCGUCAGACUUGCAGAUGCGUUUGAAGCUCGCGACACCCGCGAGGAGGUGGAGUUCAUACGGUGCUUUCUGCAGAGUACAGGGUAUCCUGCAGACACCGGCUACCUUUUGCCAGCAGUUGUGAACUUUUGGUUUACCAAUGAAGUUGGUCCCUUGACGGUAUACCCACGGCAGAGUUCCACUCUAGCCUUGUACGAACUUCUGCAGAACAAUGCAAACAGAUCGUGGGAGAGAUGCAAAUCAGAUUUGGCGUUCUUCUUGCCCAUAUCGGCAACAGGAUCACGGACGGCAGCAGUGCAAAACAAGUAUGGAAAUGGCCAUGCCCAGGAGUGCUUCAGAGGUGGAGGGCCAUUCGUGCGUCGAGACUCCAAAGAAUUGGUUGCCCAGGCCUUGAAGAAAAUGGGAUAUAUUGAUUCCCGCUUGAACCAGGAUCUUGCGGAGGCAAUGUUCGUUUUUGUCAACGUGACUAGGAACAAGACGACUCUGCGCAAGAUGGGCAUGCUACCCUGCGAAACCGACACGGCCCGACAGGCUGGAGACAAGCUUCGGACAGCAUUUCUGUCAACGUGUUCUUCUGGCGUUUGGCAAACGGCGCCGAAGGAUGGGAUGGUCCGACAGAUCCUGUCCAAGAAUGGACUUCUCACAGAUGCUAGUUGUCCCGAUGUAACGAUGGCGAAAGCGAUGGCGACAUACUUGCGCAAUCAAGGUUUGCCCGAGAUGAAGAACUUCAACGGUCGCGUAUGGCAGAUUCUGCGUCACUCCAUACAAGCCAAGGAUCCUAGCCAUGUCACGGUCAGAGGGACCGGCCUAUCCAUCCGCGAUAAGGUUCGCCUCGUGGGUCCAGAGGACAGCUGCUCACUUCAGAGUCCUUUGGUCACCGCGACGACUGAGGACUUCAUCCAAGCCAUGGAGGCGAAUGACACCUUCGCCAGGUUCUCCCUUGGCAGCAUACGAGAGUUCGACCCGCCGGACGCCCUUGCGCUGCGCCUUUGCUACUGUGCCGACUUCAACGCGGAUACGCAGAACGACUCCUGCUCCAGCCCGGAUGACUUCACGCAUGCCGCCGGUGUCGUCAAUGUUGCGAACUGUCCGGCACCUCCUUCGGCAGACGUCUUCACUCCGCCAGUAGAGGAUGUUUACGGUGAGCCUGGCAACCCUCUUGUGCGACUUUACCUUCUUCCGGGGUGGACCUGCCUCGACGUGGAGUCCAGGACAUCGGAAGAUCUGGAUCGCCUCCAGGAGCAGCUUCCUCUUGGCCCAGGAUACGGCAUCGAGGACAAGGGCGGUGCGACAUACAUGCAGGACAUGGUCAUAUCCUCGCGCUACCGGCAGUGCGAGCCAGGGAUCAGCGCUCAGACCGGAAGGCUGGAGAACUUGAACUUCUCCCGGGUGGACUUGGCAGUCGUAGGCGGACAACCAUCUGCUUCAUCGGCCGGCUUGCCGAUAGAAGCUGGCUUCUAUGUGCAAGGGGUUUCGAGCGUGGAGGACAGCACCGGCAACGAGAAUCAGUGCGCGACCUGGCAGGUACAGGUACUGGCCUAUGCGUGCGGAUGGGAUGCCACACUGGUGCUGGGCAUCUCCUUUAACCUUCAGGACUCCGCCACCCAGCAGGCUGGGUCGACAAGCUGGGGAGACCUGGCAAGAGUGGAAUGCACGCAGCAUGCGGACCUGCAGGGCAUGGCUCCAUGCCAACUCGAGACUCAGAUGGUCUACUGUGGUGUUGAAGCUGCAGCAUACACUCCACGGGCACUGGGCAAGACAAACCGAACAAUUGUCGGACGGGAGAGUGCUUCCCUCACUGGCAAUGCGAGCGCUCGAAUGGCGUUCGAUGUGCUGGUGGCGUCAGCAACAACUGCUCAGUCCGGUGAUUGGUGCCCGCCACCCUGGGCGAUUUUAUGCGGCGAACGUUGA
Molecule: messenger RNA, 2634 nt
Organism: Symbiodinium sp. CCMP2592
Lineage: Eukaryota; Dinophyceae; Suessiales; Symbiodiniaceae
Source: the annotation of a GenBank genome assembly